This is a messenger RNA of Fonsecaea erecta, 618 nucleotides long. RefSeq lists its product as hypothetical. Lineage: Eukaryota; Fungi; Ascomycota; Eurotiomycetes; Chaetothyriales; Herpotrichiellaceae. Bases 1 to 618 code for a protein of 205 amino acids. The transcript has a single exon. The record is from RefSeq and is a predicted model, not a curated record.
AUGCCUCCAAACAAGAAGAAGAACCGCCGCAACAGAGUUGCAACUCAGAAUCAGGACCAGUCCCUCCCACCCCCAAAGACUGUCCCAUGUCCUCGCUGCCAUGAGGAGAUCAUCGUCCCCAAAACUUGCAAGCACGGCAAGAAAUUGAUCAACUGUCAAGGAACUGGAUGUACCACGGCCCACAUCGAUGAGCACAACGAGCACUGUCAGCCGGUUGCGCCAUCCCGACCUGCCACAUCUGGACCUGCCAAUACACCACCAGAAUUUUCCGGACCAACUCUGAUAACUGGCCCGUGGGUCACUGGACCUCCAAAUGCACAACUCUCCGCCGCUCUCAGGACCUUCAACUCCAUGCACACGGUAGCGUUGGGAGAGCUGUCUUUUCAACUCACGAACCUCAUGACACGCCGCGGAAAAUACGCAAAGUAUGUUGACGGUAUGCCAGUGACGGAGUGGUUCCACAAAGUCGAAGAUGGGAGUGUGCAACUGGUCAACCAAUGGACCGAGAAGUUGAGGAAGGUGAAUAACGGCGAGCAGACUGUCGAAGAGAUCGGAUACGAUGAUGAUGAGAGUGAAGACCUGGGCGACGAAUGCGCAACACCAUCAGAAGACGAGUGA